AUGGACUCAAAUUCCACUGCUUCGGACAUGGUCGUGAAUCCAUUCCGACAGGAGGAUGAUCAUGAAUCCAUGAAUCAUCCAAACAAUCAUCAACAGCACCAUCCCAUCACGGAGAGAACAAUGGUUGUUGCUUCUUCUUCCUCUCGGAAUGAUCACUUGUCCAAUGCCAAUGUCCACUACGAAGACUUGUACUCUCAACUCACAUUACAAGAAAAUGAAAAAGCCUUGUAUUUGUUCUUUUAUGAAUUGUAUUUAUAUUUCGGAAGCUACUCUCAAGUUCUGAUCCGAUUGAAUUCAUCAUCAGCAUCUCCAUCAUCACAAGCCAUGAUGAUGGUCAUAGAUCAGGGAAAUAUUCCACCAUCAAGUAAUAGUAGUAGUGGCCAUGAAAAUCACAACAACUCGGAACAUGAACCUCGAUCAACAAAUUCAAGUAGUAGUCAGAGUCGUAAUAUUAUAUUAUAUAAUUGGAUUAGGAAAAUACGAAACUUUGUUAAAGGACCUGAUCGAGGAUUCAUCUCCUAUUAUUGUUAUAUAUUACUAUUUAUUCAAUGGUGUUCUUUAUUUAUGGAUAGCCAUUUGCCUUGGCAUCGUUCCAAUAAGAAGUUUUUCAUGAUGCUCUCUGUAUUGGCAAAUUUCAAAAUUUCAUUGCUGUGGGAAGAUGAAACGAAUUUUUGGUGGACUUUAUUCAUUCCCUUUCUAUUUUCAUGUUUAAUUACUCUUUUACUUGUGACAUUGACAAUUAUUUGUUUUCAUUUCAAUUGGAAAACAUUUAAAAAUUUAAGAAACACACGAAACAUUGAUCAAUAUUCUAAUAUUGAAGAUCAUCCACAAGUUCAAUUACUCAAAGAACGACGAAAAAAACCUCGUGUGAUUGCUUUUUGGUUAUUGUUCCAUCUCAUUGAAUUAAUACCUGGAUUGUUUAUACCUGUCUCACUUGGAUUUUUACAUGCUAUUCGAUCUCUUAACUUUUUUAUAAUGAUUCCAAGUUUAAUACUCAUUUGGCCAUUUCACAUUUUGGCCAUUACAUUCAUGUUCACAAUUUACGAAUGGAGAUUUGAUACUGGAAGUAUUGCCGCAAAGAGUAACACACGAUUGGAUUUAUUUUUAUUUAUUCUUCUCACUGUUUCAUGUUGGAUGCAUUCCAUGUUUCAAUCCCCCAUUACUUUGGUGAUUGUCAUGUUUUCUGAUUUCUUCAUGCUCUUAAUUAUUUUGGCAGUGAAUAUUUUGUUUGUUUCGUGGUAUAAGACAGCUAUGAAUAUUACCAUUACAACACUCAUAUUUUCAGGUUUGAUUAUACUAUCGAUCACAUCCAUGCUUGCUGUUCUGAAAGCAUUUAUACCUUCCACAGACAGUAGUUCAGGAUUUUUCAGUGAGCUCACUAUUGCUGCGAGUAUUUUCUUGUGUGUGAUAUUGGGUUAUUUUUUUACAAAAUUAAGAUUAACAUUUAAUGAAUUGGUGGUGAACGAACAGACGAGAACUGAGCUCUUUCUGAACAGCUAUCGAAACACGAUUGUUAUUCCAAGAAGAGACUUUGAGGUUGAAAUGGCAACACGGACUAUUAGUUUUAUUUCUCAUUUCGUGGAACCAAAAACUAUUGGCCAACCUCCAGCUUCAUCCUAUGAAGAGAUUAGAGACAGAUUGAGAGAAAUUCAAGAAAUUGAACGAGUGGAUGAACUUUUCCAACAAGCGAUGGAUUACCAGUUUGAUUUAUCCUAUGUAUCUCCCUUUAUUUAUCUUUCUUAUGCUCAGUUUAAAAAGCAUGCCAGGGAAGAUCCAAGAUAUCUUGAUGGAGUUCUUUCUGUUCAGCGCUAUUGUUCUUGGAAGUGGUUGGAUGUUCGAUUCAUGUUUUAUGUACGAACACGGUUUUGGUUUGAAUGUGAGCUAGUGAAGAAACUGCAAAGGAGAAUAGACAGAGCCAUCCAGAUCUGA
Naegleria fowleri is the source of this 1929-nucleotide messenger RNA. RefSeq lists its product as uncharacterized. The transcript has a single exon. NCBI's taxonomy places the organism in Eukaryota, Heterolobosea, Eutetramitea, Acrasida, Naegleriidae. The coding region runs from base 1 to 1929 and encodes 642 amino acids. The record is from RefSeq and is a predicted model, not a curated record.